Messenger RNA from Penicillium expansum, 2391 nucleotides. Its product is annotated as NACHT nucleoside triphosphatase. The coding region runs from base 1 to 2391 and encodes 796 amino acids. The transcript has 6 exons. The record is from RefSeq and is a predicted model, not a curated record. NCBI's taxonomy places the organism in Eukaryota, Fungi, Ascomycota, Eurotiomycetes, Eurotiales, Aspergillaceae.
AUGCCUCUCCCUAGCCGUAGUUCUAAAUGGGAACGGCUCAGCACCAAAUUGCACUGGCACAGCCCCAGAUCCCUGUCGGCGACCCCAAACUCCGAAAAGAACCGCUUGUCGAAGGGCACAAAUGUUCAAUAUGGCGAAAUUGCCACCAGGGUCAAUUCUUCAGGGCCUCGCCGCGGUGUGUCACCGGCUUCACAGAGAACAUUGCAGCCGGAGGAUUUAUGCCAUGAACUUCCAAUGACAGAACUCCUUACCCUCACAUCAUCUUCCUCCAAGGAUCUCUGGCAAAGAGCAUCCCAACAACUGCCCGAUGACGCCAGACAGAGGUUGACAGCGCUAGGAUUUACUGAGCAGACUCAGACUACCAACGAACAUCGUGUGAAAGACCUGAUCGGAGUUGUACAAGAGAAAGAAGACAUGUGCAAACAAAAGAAAUGGAAGGUGACCUUUGCUGGACAUGAGAUCAUCAUAGGAGAUUAUGCUGUCAAGGCCGCGACUUGGCUACAAAAGAUCGGCGAUAUAGUUAUCCCAUUUGCACCGCCACAGGCAUCACCUCCGUGGGGUUUAGUCAAGGCUAUUUUACAGAUCCCAAUCAAUGCCAAUGAGCAAAUGUUUGCCGUCCUGGCAACGACAGAGAAGGUUGUCCAAGUGAUUUUCCACUGCCAGGUAUACGAGUCAGUCUACCAUCGUGAUCAGCUUCCAGAGGAUAUGCUGCAGGCAUUGCAUGAUGCUCUGAUCGCAGUCUACAAGACUUUACUGGAGCUUCUAUUGCAUACAAAGGAUUUACUAUCGCAGUCAACAUUUAAGCAGUUUAUGCGGUCAAUCGUGAGCCCGAGUGAUGGGCUCUUCUCCAGCGUAUCAAGUCAAGAAGCUAAGCUCCGGGAGACAGUGCAGUCGUGCGAAAUCCGACGAAGUGCAGAUGUUGAUGGGACGUUGCUCAGGGAACUGCAUGCCAUCCAGGCUCCAGUAGCACGCAUCGAUUUUCGCAUUGAGGCUUGCUUUCAGAAAAUGGACAAGAGGGACUCGCUGGCACUUCUAGAGUGGAUUUCAAAUGAGCCUUACACCACAUACCACGAAUCAGUAAAGGAAAGACGGACAGACAAUACCGGAGAGUGGUUGCUACGUCAUCAGGACUUUCGCGAAUGGGAAGAUAGCAGUUCAUCCGCCGUAUUAUGGCUUCGAGGUUUGGCCGGUGUUGGCAAGACCUGUUUGGCUUCAAAGGUAAUUGAUCAUGUCAAGGAUACCCUUUCACAAGGGAAGAACCACGAAGGGUUUGCCUUUUAUUACUGCAGCCGAAACGACGGCCGUCGCAGAGACCCCCUUUCGGUUCUGAGUAGUUUUGUCCGACAGCUUUCUACCACAUCGAACGACCCCUAUAAUAUCCAAAAAAGCCUUCGAGAGACAUCCCUCAAUCUUUUCCCAAAAACGACUAUGGUGCUUGAUGCACUCGAUGAAUGUGACUCAGCAACCCGCGGUGUACUCAUCACCUUCCUUGAUGGUCUCUUGAGUGCUGCUAAAAACCCAGUCAAAGUCUUUGUUGUCAGCCGCCCAGAUGAAGAUAUUCGCAAUCAAUUUUUGACCCGACCUAACAUCGAGAUCCAAGCAAAUGACAACCAUGCCGAUAUUGAGUUGUACCUCAAUGCAAGAAUAUUGGAGCUGGCCCAAUCCAAUAAGGCCCUCCUAGCUUGGAAGAACCAGAUUACCGCAAGACUUUUAGAGCAUUGUGAUGGAAUGUUUCAGUGGGUAUACCUACACCUCGAGCAACUGAGAAAUUGUAAAACCGAAGAGGCGGUUUCCGGUCGCUUGAAUCAUGUGCAAAAACUCCCCAAAGGCUUAAGAAGCACUUAUGAUGACAUUUUUCAGGAGAUUCAGGAUCUGGAAGAGUCAGACUAUCAUCUGGUCCGGCGCGCCAUGAUGUGGGUGACGUGCGCCUACACGCCAUUGUCCAGUGAGGAAUUAUUGUGUGCCAUUCGAAUGAUUCCACAACAAAACGGAUUACAUCUGUCCAGCUGCAUCAGCGAAGACUCCUUAUUAUCUCUAUGCCGAAAUCUUCUGGUCAUUGACUCCCAGACCAACAAGUGGCGUCCCUCCCACGCAUCGGUAGUGGAUUACUUGGAGAGCUUCCAUUGGAAAAUCAUAGACGCGCACAUAUACGCCGCCACCACCUGUGUGGCUUUUCUUCUCGAGCCAUUGGACCGACAAAAAGAAACCCCAGGGAGCGACGAGAUGCCAAAUACGCUACAAUGUUCGGAUCAGAUCGAAAUUGACGUCCAUCCUUUUGGAAACGAUGCAGAUUUGGAUUUCCUGACCACGCCUCUAGAAGAGGCUGCGUGGUAUGGCCGUCCCGAGGUUUUCAAAUGCCUGACACUGGAUGUUACACCAGAUCUCAAAUGA